Hippoglossus stenolepis (Pacific halibut) is the source of this 4675-nucleotide messenger RNA. RefSeq names its product WD repeat-containing protein 20. The transcript is spliced from 4 exons. Lineage: Eukaryota; Metazoa; Chordata; Actinopteri; Pleuronectiformes; Pleuronectidae. Gene Ontology annotation, molecular function: protein binding. Bases 342 to 2375 code for a protein of 677 amino acids. The record is from RefSeq and is a predicted model, not a curated record.
UCCAGGCUCCGGGUCGGACCAGCAUCAGCAGCAGCAUCAGCAGCAGCAGCGUCACACGCACUUCACGCACUUCACGCACAGCGGAUGAACGGAGCCAGAGACCCGGUGGAGGAUGAUGCUCACACCGGCUCAGAAGGGCUUCCUCUCCGGGAUCAUUUAGCAGGCAGCAGCGGUGCGGUCGCCGGUUCUGGUGUAAGAUGCACGGGGUCGAACCGGGUGCGCUGGUCGGCCUAGCUCAGCUCGGCUCGCCUCGCCUCUUUCUAUUCUAGUACUUCUUUAUUGCAUCGAUAUUAUUUCCAGGUCAAAACCUCGGUUUCCUGUGCGGCUUGUCUGCACUAAAAAUGGCCGGAGAUGGCGGCGCUCUGAAGGAUAUCAAUGAGAUUAAAUCCCAGUUCCGGACCCGGGAGGGUUUCUACAAGCUGCUCACCCUCUCGGACUCGCAGCAGCGGGGCGGGCUGCCGCGGGGUCCGGCCGCUGGAGGCACGCUGGGCCCCGGGCCCGGACCCGGUCCGAUACCGGGCGGAGGGGUCGGGCUGCUGCAGGGGCCCGGGGCUGCUGCCGCCGCCUCCUCUUCCUCCAAUGCCGCAGCCAACUCCUCCCCGGCGGGCUUCCUGCCGCCGGUCCGGGUCUCCAUGGUGAAGCUGCAGCCCGAGGACCCGGGCGAGGAGUCGGAGAGGGUGUGCUUCAACAUCGGCCGGGAGCUGUACUUCUACACCUACACCAACAUCAAGAAGGCUGUAGACCUCAGUAAGCCAAUAGACAAGAGGAUCUACAAGGGGACCCAGCCAACGUGUCACGACUUCAACCAGUACUCGGCCACAGCAGAGAGUGUCGCUCUCAUCGUGGGGUUCUCCGCCGGACAAGUCCAGUAUCUCGACCCCAUUAAGAAGGAAACCAGUAAACUCUUCAAUGAGGAGAGGUUGAUAGACAAAUCCAAGGUGACGUGUCUAAAAUGGCUUCCCAAGUCCGAGAACCUGUUCCUGGCCUCCCAUGCCAGUGGCCACCUCUACCUCUACAACGUGGACCACCCAUGCGGCACCACAGCCCCCCAGUACUCUCUGCUGCGGCAGGGAGAAGGCUUCGCCGUCUACGCCUGCAAAACCAAGACGCCGCGCAACCCGCUGUUGCGAUGGGCCGUGGGCGAAGGGGGCCUCAAUGAGUUUGCUUUCUCCCCGGAUGGCGUCCAUGUGGCGUGUGUGGGCCAGGACGGCUGCCUGCGCGUCUUCCACUUUGACUCGAUGGAGCUGCAGGGGGUGAUGAAGAGUUACUUUGGGGGGCUGCUGUGCGUGUCGUGGAGUCCAGAUGGGAAAUACCUCGCCACAGGCGGAGAGGAUGACCUGGUUACCGUCUGGUCAUUUGCAGAAAGCCGUGUGGUAGCAAGGGGGCACGGCCACAAGUCUUGGGUGAACGUGGUGGCUUUUGACCCCUUCACAACCUCCCUGGAAGAUGAUGAGCCGAUGGAGCUUAGCGGCAGUGAGGAGGACCUCCACCAGGGGGCGCCAAACAACACCAUGCACUUUGGCCGGGUCCGAACAAGCAGCACGUUGUCGCGUCUUUCUCGGCACAGCUCUAAAGGUGGAGGUACGCCGUCGGUCACGUACCGGUUUGGCUCAGUGGGGCAGGACACCCAGUUCUGUCUGUGGGACCUGACGGAUGACGUGUUGUACCCACGCUUGCCGCUGUCCCGCGCAUUCACUAACACUUUCGGACCCUCGCUAUCCAACUCUGGCAGCGGGGUGGUCAACAGCACCUCAGGUGGGGGAGGAAGUGGAGGGGUUGAGGGGCACCAUCACCCACCUAACACCAACACUGGCACAGCCAACCCACCAACACUGCCCUUACCGCUCCCCCGCUCCCUCUCACGCUCCAACUCUCUGCCCCACCCCGCGGUGGCAAACACCUCCAAGGGUCAGGGGGCCUCGGAGGGCAGUGGGGGAGGUGGAGGAGGGGGAGGGAGCAGCGGCGGAGGAAACAGCACCCCGUUCAGUAUCGGCCGCUUUGCCACGCUGUCGCUCCAGGAGCGCAAGUCGGACAAGUCAGGGAGCAGCGGAGGCGUGGAGAAGGAGCACAAGCGUUACCACAGCCUGGGCAACAUUAGCAAAAGCAACGACAAGAUCAAUGUGGCGCCGAGAAGCAAUCGGCUGGACGCUGCUAAGGUCCUGGGCACCACGCUGUGCCCACGCAUGCACGAGGUGCCGCUGCUGGAGCCGCUGGUGUGCAAGAAGAUCGCACACGAGAGGCUGACGGUCCUGGUGUUCAUGGACGACUGCAUCAUCACCGCCUGCCAAGAGGGUCUCAUCUGCACCUGGGCCCGGCCGGGGAAGGCGAACCUGACAGCACAGAACGGGAACUCUCCGAGCGGCACCGUGGUAUAGCUGGAGGAGAAGCUUUGCACUCACCCCUCCCUCCACCUCCUCCCUCGUUCUCAGCCCUCUUCUUUUCUUUCCGACGCUUCUCUCCACUCCUCCUCCAACAUGUCAGACCGUGCCCGACACACUUUAGUAUUAAACCUUCACUGUAACUCUCUUUGCUUCCCAUGACCCAAAAUCUGUCAGAGCCCGACCCAUAUGGAUUUUUUGUGGCCGAUGCUGAUAACAAUAAUAACUUCAUUUAUACAGCACCUUUAAAGUCAUUUAAAAUCAUAAAUCAUAGGGAGUAAAACAUUUCCGAUAUCGUUAUAACGGCGAAUAUAUAUAUAUAUAUAUCAAAAACAAAUUGGUCAUAAGAGGUCAUAAUCAAAAGUCAUGACAAAUAAAUAAACUUUAUUAUAAGCAACUAUAAAUAAAGAAAACACAAAUCCAACCAAAUAUGUAGAACUUCUAUUAAGAAAAUAAACAUGUAAUUAUUUCCAUAAAACAUAAACAUAAAUGCACAUCUUUUCUGCUUUGUUCAUUUUGGCAAACACAUAUAUUUCAAUAUAUUUCAUUGGUCGGGCUCAGUUUCCUGAUAACUUCACUCUCACAGCUGUGGUGGUUUGUUGGGAAAUUCUUCUGAAAGCAGAUAAACGUGACACUUGUUACAAAGUUAACAAGAACAAGAACAAAUACUUGAAUAUAGAGCGUCAGCUAGUUAGCAAUUAGCUUUACUCAGGGUUUGUGGACAUGUACACAACAUGGACAAAAGUGUGUGGACACCUCUUAAACCUUGAAGCCGCUUCGAUCCAGUGAAGAACAAUGUGAACACAUCCACAUACUUUUGGCUGUAGAAUGUAUUUAUUUUAAAUUUAGAUCCACAGAUUCACUGUCCUCCGUCACUAUUAGUUUGUGUAUCAUCAAGCUAUUCUUCACUUCUGUCUUAGCAAUUAUAACACUAUUUAAAAAAGCUAAAGUAUAUUUAGUUAGGUCAGUUUCAUCAGCCAGAUUUUAAUGAUUUUAAUAAACAUCUAAAUACCGGAAACAUUAUUUGACGUGAUGGAACUUUUGAUUUCACAGUGCAGCAUUGAUUCCUUAACAUUUGUAGUAAGAAAUCCUGAUGUUUUUAUGAGCACUGUGCUCUGUCCUCAGGGAGAGUUUCCCAACUCACGCCACAGUGGGAAUAAAGUUUUUUCCCUCUGCCGUCACCUCCCUCCUCCCUGAUGCUCUGCAGAAAGACUGCGUCCAACAAACCGACUCGCCUCUCAGCUCGUAACCCUGAAGGAACGAGGAGCGAAGUCUUCAUCUGUUCUUCAGCCUCUGUUCUUCAGCCUCUGUUCUUCCGCCUCUGUUCCUCAGCCUCUGUACUUCAGCCUCUGUUCUUCAGCCUCUGUUCCUCAGCCUCUGUUCUUCAGCCUCUGUUCUUCAGCCCCUGUUCUUCAGCCUCUGUUCUUCAGCCUCUGUUCUUCAGCCUCUGUUCUUCAGCCUCUGUUCUUCAGCCUCUGUUCUGCAGCCUCUGUUCUUCAGCCUCUGUUCUUCAGCCUCUGUUCCUCAGCCUCUGUUCUUCAGCCUCUGUCCUUCAGCCUCUGUUCUUCAGCCUCUGUCCUUCAGCCUCUGUUCUUCAGCCUCGCCUUCGUCCCAUCCCUCCCUUUUCUCCUUAAUGCAAAAGACACUGCAAAAGCCACGGCCAUUGUAUUUAAGUUAUUUAUUUUAUCACAAGACUGUGUAGUAAUUUAUACUGUAAAUACUGAAAAUACUCUAUAAAUACAAAAAGGACAAAUGUGUAUGGAAAUAAUGACUUGACAACGAGUAAGUGAAGAAAAAGCCGUGAAGAUGAAGAAUAUUAAUAUAUGAAGAUCCUUCUAUUGUACAUAAAAACCACAGUUAAAAGUUGAAUGUCUGCUGUUUUAGGGAAUUUGAAGAUGUCAAAGUGUUUUUAUUUCGUGUGAUAGAGUUUCUCCAGUUUGUCCCUGAAAGUGAGAAGGUUUAAAUCCGUGGAUGGAGACGAGAGUAUCUUGGGGUCAGGAGUCGAUCCUCAGAGCGGUGGCUCGCUCCACGUCUCCGCUCACUGUCCAAAUAAUUCUGCUGACAAACAUCAUGUGGACAAACAGCAUCAAGGCUCACGAUCACACACACACUGUUGCACAUUCCGAACAUGAAAAGGCUUACACGUACUGUACAUGCACGCACACAACAAACUAACACAAACCCACUACUGGUGUAGCAUCAUAUGCAGUUUGCUGUGUCUUGGGCUCCAUUCCUGUUGCACCGGAAUUGCCUCUUGCAAGAAUUUGCACAUACAAUAAACCCACAGUACAUCCUGA